UUAGUAUAUAGGGCAUCGCCACUAGGAAAGGAUCAAGUUGAUAGGAGCAGAGUUGCGCGUUGUUGAUGUAUGUACAGUACCUAGGUAAUAUUAUUAUUAAUAAAUAAUAAUAAUUAAGUAAGUACUUCAUGCUGGUUCGGCAUCCGCCUCUCGCGUCGUUGCCAGGUACUGGAAACCGAUCUCAAAAUUAAACCCGGACCAUGACCAAUCGAUGACGAUUGCACCUUUUUUUCGUUUCUCUGCGAUGUUAUUAUUAUUAGUCUUCACGCAAGCCUCACCAACGGCUGGUUAUGUGAUCUAUGGCUUCUCCAGGUCGAAGAGCUGUUUUCCGGCAGCUAACCAAACAAUGCAAUUGUCUCCAUAAACAAAGCUUGAUCAUGCUCUUUGAUGCAUGUACCAUGUCACGUCACCAAGGGAGCAAUACCAGCGCGUGAGAAGUUCGGAGAUGAUCGACUUGCAAACGCCUUCGGGCAGCAUCUGGUUUUUCAAUCUUCUGCGCGCUACCUUCUAGUGUCUAGCGUCCAACGUCCCCUUCGUUAAAUUGGCACCGACUGAUGAAUUCAUUGUAUAGCAUUCAUUCUAUCCCAUGGUUUGGCAUUGUUUGACUCAUCAGAUAUUCAGAUUCCAUUUCUUUUCCGGGGGUACGAUCACAUGGGCUAUGGAUAGAUACGCGAUGAUGCUCGACCCUUGCGCACGAAGACGAUCCCUAUAUGCCUGAUCAAUACUGCCUGAAACAACAUAUUUCUUUCAUGUGUGGAGUAGAACUUAUAUCUCACAUAGGCCAUCAUUUCUAAAAUAGUCAUUUCAAUAUGAGCUCUUUCUUUUGACAGCCAAGUCGCAAAUACAGUGCAGUGCAUACGUACUGCGUCUGUACCAAGCGCAGCAACGACCAGUCAUUUAACCAAUUAGUAGUAGUCUUAGUGAGAUCAAGACUGGUUUCAUACCAGGACACAAACAGCAUUCCUUACCGGCAAUUCUCAUUCAAUGAAAUUUAAUGUCUUCAUCGGAUAGUUGUUGUGUCCGUCCGUCGAUUUGCCAUGCCAAAUGUCGUUAAGCCAACCGCGGAUUAUCGUUGUUCCGGAGAAUAGCCCAACUUCAAUGCUCCAGCAGUUCGUUCUCCAAUAACGUAUUCAAUGUGGACCACCACGUUCUCUCGUACGGCGUCUGAAUGACGGACCUUUAAGCUCGGCCUCUCAAUGGAUGGGGUGCAAUUUACAUGAUGCGCCGGCUGGCUGGCUUCAGUUGCCUCAUUGGAUUUUAUAUAGGAUUCAGGUGUGGAGGCCAAGAUGGUUGCUUUGAUUGACUAAAUGCAUAUCGUGAUGGUGGUUCAGACCAUCCUGGCAUGUGCAAACCAGGAAGAACAACACCGUUCAGGAAUCACGCUCCGUAUAUGCUAUUUGGGUGUGGCACUUGACAUUCCCGAGUGCGUUGGUUGUGCCUAGAAUAAGGCAUUAUGCCACAUUAUUCCUCUUCUUUGGGAAGGCAGGUAUUGUCGUCGCCAGCAAUCUGAAUUUUUUUUUUUUUUAAACCACAUUGUGCCUUAGGGCAUUUGGGCAACUGAGCAGUGAACAGGCAGGCAGCUCGAUGAGUAAAUCCUCCACAGAUAGAUCUAGUGGGCCAUGGUUUCUUUCUGAGCUUCUGGGAGCAGCCAGCUGCUCUACUAUUGAGCGCUUGCUUGGUUUGAAGGUGAACCCCCGUCCUAGGAGCGACCUCCGUUCAUAGCGCUCUCUUCUAUGCAUCUCAGACCAGAAACUCGAGUGGGCGCUCUCCAUGCACUGCCGUGCAAACUGCCAACGAAGGCGAAGGCAAUGGCGACUUCCCCGUUGAUACCGCUUCUUUCAAGUCCACGAUCGCUGUCAUUCCGAAAUCUCCUUUAAUGAAGAUUAUCGCUUCUUCUGCUCUGCUCCAGGAGUAAGCAAGUUCGGGUUUAGAGAGCGCUCUCCGGCCCACUCUCCGGUUCAUUAUUCCCUCCAGUAUGGGUCCAGUAUGGCUUAUAAAUGUGACCAAGAGCUGAACAAAAGGUGUUAUACCGGAAACCCAAUGCUGCAGCUGAGUCUAGGUUGAGAUCGGAUUUCGGAAUCAUAUACCGACGCUCUACAUUAUAGAUGUAAGCAUUUAUCAGCAAAAAUGGAAUGCCAUUCUUUUAUAUAUUUUUGUCAUGAUCCGGUGACUAUUGCGGUAUCAUUCUAGUUGCACCACAAGUUCUUCAGCCACAGCACUUGGACAAAAGUCACGUCUUGAAAAUGGCGGAGACAAGUUCUCACAUUUUGGAUGGGCCUCCAAUAAGCUCAUCCAAGUCUUGGCAGGAUAGCUCAGUGCAGAAGAACGAUGGCACCGAGAAAAGCAUCUCUAGCGAUGAUGCAGAGCUCAAGUACGAGUAUGCCCACAAAUUCGCCCUCACACUUAUCCUCACAUCAGUUACACUGGCCUAUUUUCUAUUCUUCCUUGAUCUUGCCGUCAUCUCCACGGCCACUCCAGCCAUAACCUCCGACUUUGACUCACUAGUGGACGUCGGUUGGUAAGUACAUAUGUACACGUUGAGCUCGUCACCGCAGCUAUCUAUCUCUACGAGGAGCUGACUAUCCUGCCUAGGUAUGGCGGCGCUUACCAGCUUGGAAGCGCAGCGUUCCAGCCGUUGAGCGGCAAGAUUUAUAGCCAGUUUCCCAUAAAGUGGACUUUCCUUGCGUUCUUUUUUGUCUUCGAGGUUGGCUCUGCCAUAUGUGCAGCGGCUCAGUCAUCACCCAUGUUCAUCAUUGGCCGCGCUAUUGCAGGUGUAGGGUCUGCUGGAGUGGCCAACGGCGCUUUGACAACCAUUUCUGCCGUCCUCCCGACAAGGAAACAAGCUCUUUUCAUGGGGGUCAACAUGGGCAUGGGCCAGCUAGGCCUUGCAACGGGGCCAAUCAUCGGAGGGGCUCUUACCACGAAUGUGUCGUGGCGGUGGUGCUUUUAUAUAAACCUUCCCUUAGGUGUUAUUGUCGGCGGAUUCCUUCUUUUUAACACGAUUCCCGAACGGAAACAGAAAAGCGCUCCCCGAGAGAUUCUUAGCACCGCCAUCAAGUCGUUAGACCUCCCGGGAUUUAUGCUCAUUUGUCCUGCGGUCGUGAUGUUUCUCUUGGGCCUCCAGUUUGGUGGGAAUCGACAUCCCUGGAACAGCUCAGUUGUGAUUGGCUUGCUAGUUGGCGGCGCCGUCACUUUCGGCCUCUUUGUGCUCUGGGAGCGUCGGCAGGGAGACGAGGCCAUGGUCCCGUUUGCUAUGCUCAAACACAAAGUCAUUUGGUCGGCUGCGAUGACGAUGUUCUUCACCCUGUCCAGCGUUUUAGUGGCUGAUUUCUAUAUCGCAAUCUACUUUCAGGCGAUUCUCAAUGACUCGCCAUUCAUGAGCGGGGUGCACAUGCUCCCAAUCACUCUCGGUUUGGUCCUAUUUACUCUCAUCUCAGGCGUUCUGAUCUCCGUUAUGGGCUACUAUCUUCCAUUUCUUCUUGCGGGAGGUGCGAUAUCAGCUAUUGGUUAUGGCCUCUUGUCAACACUUAGUCCCACGACCCCAGCUGCAAAGUGGAUUUGGUACCAAAUUCUCUACGGCGUUGCAAGUGGUUGCACGACAACAGCUCCCUACAUCGCUAUACAAAAUCUCGUGCCCGCAGAGCAGAUCUCCCAAGCCAUGGCUAUUAUCAUCUUUUGGCAAAGCAUCGGCGCUUCCACCUCUCUGAUCGCAGCAAACGCCAUUUUCAGCAACAGCCUUCGUCAACAACUCCAGCAGCGCGUUGCACAAGUCGGCCGUGCGCCAGAUGUCAUAGUCGCGGCUGGGGUCCGCUCCAUCCGUGACCUGGUGUCUGGCUCCCAGCUAACUGCUGUGCUCGCAGCGUAUGCUAAAAGCGUCGACCGCGUCAUGUACCUUGGUAUUGCUGUUAGUAUUGCCGUUAUAGUGUUUUCUCCGGGACUGGGGUGGAAGGAUAUUCGCAAGGUCAAGGACCUCCAAGCUAUUAUUAGCAGCGAGACUUCUGGUGGUGAUAAGCAAGAGCCGGCAGGAGACGAUAAGUAGGAUAAUUGGCCAACAAGGGAUCAUAGCAUGCUGCAGUCAUUCCUUUUCACAUAGCCUCCGACUGCUGGGGUCGUAUCGCUAACGUCCCUAGUAUAUUACUUUCGGUAACAUCGAUUUCCGUCCCGGCGUGCCCAAGAUCAGUUUUACUGUCCUUGUAAUUUAUUGGGAAAUUGGCCCUAUUCAGGAAAUGAAGUUGGUUGGAUAAUUCAUAGAACCUUUUAAUAUUAUCGUUUUGGUCAAUUAUUGUCACUCAGUCGCUACUUGUUGGAUGUUGAAUGGGCGAUAAAAUUCGCCUGGCAGAGAACAGAAUUACUGACAUGAUGAGUCGGUUCAUUGGUUAUUCUCCCAACAACCUCACGCAAGGUGGCUCCCCUUAUGAAGGUCAACCAACAUGUGCAAUUCCGGCUCGCUCUCCACGUCCUUGCACGCACUUUAACAGACACAUUAAAUUGGAGAAUUUUGGUCGUGGGACCAGUGACUGCAACAAAAUAUGUACAGAGCUAUCCAGAAAAGAAGCGGGGAAAUAAGGGUAUAUUGCAUAACUACAAAAAUUCGAAAUCCCUUGUCCUCCCCUAAAAUUAAUAAAACCCUAUUUCUAGUUUCCAACCUCGAUUCUAAUGUCCCUUCCAACUACAGAGUCACAACAAGCUUCUUUCUUGACACAUCCUUUCGUUGGAGAUCCAGGGCCUCUUGAAUCUUAUCUAGCCCCUGGCCCACAACGUGCGGGGGAGGGGCGGGCACAAACUGGUGGCUCUCAAGCGCCUGCGGCAGGAAGUCCAUAUAGAGUCGCGACACGACGCUGGUAGGCUCAAUAAGGUCAUUGACCAGGAUGAAUUUAGCUUCGACCCCUAUCCUGAUGCGCGUCCCACUCGACUUGAUCGCAGUGCCCAUCAUGCCCAUGAGGUACGUGCCCUUGCUAACAAAAGUCGUAAGUUUGUCAGCAGGUAUGAUGGCGCCGGCCACGGCGAUGAACUUUCUAGUCAGUUUGGGAUCAUGCUUCCUCAUAACGGCGGUGCAUGCCUCGACGGCACCGUGGCCGAUGGUGAAGGCGCCAACUAGCUCGCGGCCCCUGAGGGCGGUGAGGAGGUCGUUGACUAAUGCUUUGCUUUUGUAGUCAAAGACCUGAGUGGCGCCCAAGCUCUUGACAUAGUCGAAGUUCUUGGGAGAUGAUGUCGACAGAACUUGGUAGCCAGCGGAUAUGGCAAGCUGAGUGGCGUUACUCCCAACGCUCGACGCGCCACCGGUGAUGAUAACAGUGCGAAGCUUGCCUGACAUGCCCAUAACACUAGUCGGUGCCGGGAUCCUAGGCAUGUCGAGUCCUAGGUAGUUCUGGCUGAAGAGUCUGAAGGCCGCAGUUCCAAAAGCCAGCCCCAAAACACAAGCCUGUUUGUCGGUGAUAUGGGAGGGGGUUGGCGCUAUCAUGUGCUGCCGCAUCACCGUGUAGAGCUGGAAGCCUCCCUCAGCCGGCCUGUUGACCUGCUUGGCUAUGGCCGUCGCGCUUCCGAGAACUCUAUCGCCCACACGGAAACGAUCCACAUCGGGUCCAACCUCGACCACUUCACCGGCAACGUCGGUGCCAAAUAUGAAAGGAUAUUUGAUAUAGCCAGCCAGUGCUGGACCUAUAAAUUGUAACACCCAGUCGAAAGGAUUAAUGGCCACGGCGGUAUUCUUGACGACCACCUGGCCCGGGCCUGCAGGUGUAUACGGUGCAUCGCCGACUUUGAACGGCCGUGCCUUUUUGGCGGGAAUCCAGGCCGCCUGAUUCCUUGGAGCCAUUGCUGCGGAAGAGAGGAGAGUGUGAUGUGCCAACGGGAGACGCCAGAAUAGUUGCGCAAUUGUUUAGGCUUAAAGGACGGCUCGAGAUGGGUAUAGGCUAUACCCUAAGCAAGAAUGGAAAGUCGCUGCAGAACUAAAACCGCUGCAGACAUGAGCGGGGUUAUAUGUAUGGACCUGAUGUUUAUGCCAGCUCAGGAGCUUAAUGCUCUCAGCAGGGACAUGUAGAGAUAGCCUUGCGCGGCAACCACGCCUCCGGCCUGUUGGCACCGCAAUGCCACAGGGUCGGAUUCCGGUUGCGGCAUUCCGCCAUCUAGGAUUUGUUUCCUAGGGUGUAUUAGACGGUGCGAAUGCGUCGCUGGAUCCUGGGCUCGAUCCAGGGGAUCUGGAGUCGUUAUGGUUCAACUUUUACAAAGAAAGGAGGUGCUUUCACAGGGGCAAUGUUUCCAUGCAUCUAAUAGAUUCUAAGCCGUCCAAGGCCUCAGGAGAUGGUAUUCUCCCUCUGUUAAUUUGGUAUGAUACAUUUAGUCGUUCCCUUGUGGGAUCAACAAUUUCGAUUACCAAGUUUCUUGUCCAAA
Blastomyces gilchristii SLH14081 is the source of this 6390-nucleotide messenger RNA. Its product is annotated as MFS transporter, variant. The record is from RefSeq and is a predicted model, not a curated record. Gene Ontology annotation, molecular function: transmembrane transporter activity. Gene Ontology annotation, biological process: transmembrane transport. The transcript has 5 exons. NCBI's taxonomy places the organism in Eukaryota, Fungi, Ascomycota, Eurotiomycetes, Onygenales, Ajellomycetaceae. The coding region runs from base 2744 to 4039 and encodes 431 amino acids.